Molecule: messenger RNA, 7051 nt
Organism: Oncorhynchus kisutch (coho salmon)
Lineage: Eukaryota; Metazoa; Chordata; Actinopteri; Salmoniformes; Salmonidae
Gene: thada
Product: THADA armadillo repeat containing
Exons: 37
Coding region: 163-5496 (1777 amino acids)
Biological process (GO): tRNA methylation
Cellular component (GO): cytosol
Source: RefSeq, a predicted model, not a curated record
CUGCGGAAUUGACGUUAUACACGUGUAGCAUGAUGGUGGCUAGCAGCAGCUGAGAGAAGCCACAUAAAAUAUUAUUUGUGUUAUCAGGUUGUUAAUAGCAAUUUUGCAUGUUUAUUAAAAAGUCCUUCCCUAAACGUGAAAUCACUCAAAUUCUGGGGAGCCAUGGUGACAAAGAAGAAAACGGUGAAAGUGGAGGCUGUGGUAUUGGACAAGGACAGGCGUGACAAGUUGAUAGUGUCUCUCUCUGUGGAUGGAGGAGAUGAGUGGAUCAGACAGCUUGCCCAGACCUUGCAGGACUGUCUGGCGUUGACUGACCCAAUGCAGCAGAUCCAACUGGUCAAGAAGGCAGGAUCUCAGUUGGAGCUGCUGAGUGAGGAGGAAACUUCCCGUGGGCCUCUCCUCCAGGCCUGUCUGCACACCAUGGCCCUCAUCUACACCUCCCUGCUGGCUAAGAACCCCCUCCGUAGGGCCAGCGCCAGUGCCCUGAGCUCUGUACCGGACUGGCUGCAGGAGCAGACUGUCAUCUGUCUGUCCGCGUGCCUGUCGGACAGUCUGUCCACUGUGGGCUCAGACCACAGCUCAUACUCACACCUAAUAGACUCUAUCACAGCUUGUCUAGAUGCCUUCCCUCUCGGUGAGAGGUGUAUACACAGGCUGCUAGCAGAGGUGUUACCGUUCCUCCAUAAGGCCUUGAGUGAAUACCUCCAACUCAACAGUGGUCUAGCAGGUCGCCAUGUGGUCCAGGCCCAGCUCAUGCACUCGUGUCUGGCUGCGGUGAAGGCCUCCAUGCUGGUGGUGCAGAGGUCCCAGGAGCUCAUCAGCGCCGCCCUACAGGCAGUUCAUCCUCACUGCACCCUGCAGCUCACCCUCAGUGGCCUACUGGACUGCUACACACACAUCCUCACAGAUGAGAACUUCCUGCAGGCGGUGCAGAGCACGGCUGGCAUGGCAGUGGUCCUGCUGACCCGGUCUGUCAUGGGGAGUGGAGAUAGAGUGGCCGCAGUGGUGGCAGGUCUCCUGCAAGGUUCAGAGCAGUGUGCUGAGUGCGCCCCCGUGUGGCUGACACAGAGCUGUACAGGGCUGUAUGACAGUGGCCGUCCCGCGGGGGUGUCCCUCUACCUGUGUCAUGGGGCCCUGGCUAUGCUAAACUGGAGAGGGGCAACCCAGGGGCCACAGAGGGAACAGCUGCUGCUGCUGGUUCCUCACACACUGCUGGCGCUGGACACCAGUGUAAAGGAGUCCAGCACAGCCAUGGUGGUGGCCCGUGUGCUGACCCUGUGGAGCGGAGCCGCCUUGGAAAGCCUGCAGGGUGGGCUGUCGUCUCCCCCAGGCCUGCUUCACGACUCCCUCCGCGGGGGCUCAGAGCUCCAGGGGCACCUGCUGGAGCACGUCUACACCCACUGGGAGCACCCCUUGGAUGGGGUCCGCCACCAGACCCGCGCCCUCUUCAAGAACCUCCUCCUCCUGCACCAGCACAGCAGCCCUCUAGCCUUUUCUGACCCCUACAGGGACCCAUACUUUACCCAGCUAACCCACAACCUGCUGGGCCUGGAGUGGCACCAGAGAGGGAAGUAUGGCUCUCUGGCCUGCCUGGUGGAGCUCCUUGGGGCAGGGUACCUGUUGGCUCUGGACCCCCAGCUGCCCUCACGUCUCCUGGGCUUGAUGGGGGACCAGACCCUGGCACCUUACGCUAGCGACCUGCUAGAGAGGCUGUUUGUCAGUCACAAGGCCCAGCUGGUUGAGGAAGAUGGCACAGGGGGCACAGAGGCGGGCAUGGAGAGGUGGCACCAGACCUGGGUGACCCCAUUGCUUCAGGUGCUGUGUAGAGCUAGGCUGGACCAGACCACCUAUAUCCUGGAUUAUUUCCUUCCCAAGCUGCUGCGCUGUUCCCCCUCCAGUCUGGCCCACAUGGUACAGGCCCUACAGGUCACCCCAACCUGCAGCGCAGGACCUCCGGGCAGUAGGGGUGCUUUGGGUGCUCUGAUGACGUGUCUGCGUGCAGCACGUGCCCAGGGGGUGGUCCAGUCAGAGGAGGGGCUGUGGGGGGGACUUGUACCCCUCUUUCUGCUCCGUCAGGCUCUUGUUCACAAACACGACCAGGUGCGAAUGGACGCUCUUGGGUUAUUGUGCGAGAGUCAUCGUCGCACAGAGGUUCUGACCUCGCAGGAAAUGGAGCUGCUUCAUCACUUCCUGCCCUCCAGUCUAAACAGCCAAUCACCAGGAGUCAGGCAGCUGACUGUCAGCCUGCUCAAAAAGCUGCUGUGCAGAGUGAAGGAUAGUGGUCAGUCACUGCAGAGGAGGCUGGUCCAGGAGAGAGACCAGGGACAGAAGGUCCGAGACCAACACAUCCUGGACACGUACAAGGAGUUCCUGUGCUGGCUGUGUGAGAGCCUGUUCGGUGUGCUUCUCCCCGGGGCCUCCUUCUCCACCUGCCUGACAGCCCUCCACCUGCUGUGCCAGCUGGCCCACCUCUUCACCUUCAACACUGGGUCUGAUGAUGUGUUUGCUCUGGGAGAGGUGGUGACCCCUGCACAAGCGCAGAAUGUCCUCUACUGCGUCGCCAGCAACUUCCUGGAGGUCAAGCAGCUGGCCUCCGCGUUGCUACGGCAACUCCCUCCGUCUGCCGUGGGGCUGCAGGAGCCAUGCAGGAUGCAGACUCUGCUCCAGGCAGCUUUGGACCUCAGCACCAGCACCAAGCCUUUUGACAGUGUCACGGCUGCCCACCUCUUCAACCUGUUCCUUCGCCAGCCUGCCCUGCCCCAGGCCCUGUUGCUCUGUGCCCAGGAGCAGGGCCUCUCCUUCCAGCCUCCUGCUCUAACCCAGCCCCAGGCUUUUGAGGCCCUUACCCUGGAGACGAACACUCUGGCAGUGGUGCAGUACUUGUUGCUGUGUCUGAAGGCUGAGGUGGUGAAGGCAGAGUCGUCUCUCCUGCUGGCGGCAGCCUCCUACCCUCUCUACGGCCGAGCCCACUGUAUCACUGCUGCCUUACAGCAACUCAACACCGGGUGUCUGACUCUGACAGGCCAGUGGAGGAAUGUGAUGUCAGAGCUCAUCACAGUGUCCUAUAGGAUGUCUGACGUAGUGUCACCUGUCGUCCAGAGCUCCUCCCCCGAAGGCCUCAUCCCCAUGGAUACCGACUCAGAAACGUCCGCUGGUCUGCAGAGGAUCCUGCAGGAGAUACAGCCUCGUGACACCAACGACUUUUUCACCACCGUCAGAGAACUGGACACCGAGCCGUCUGGACAGGAGAAUGGACCUGCGGCCCCCACAGACAGACCACAGCAUGACAGCACAGGUGGUAGUGGUGAGGGCUACAGGGUGACCGCUCAGAUGGUGUUGGUGUGCUGCUGGAGGAGUAUGAAGGAGGUGUCCAUGGUGCUGGGUCAAGUGUGUCAGAGCCUCCCCUUACAGACCUCCAGCAAACACUCUGACCAGGGGCUCAUCACCGAGGAGCAGGUGGAGGGGGUGGGCCUGUACUUCCGUCAGCAGCUCCUCCAGUCUCGUCACCGAGGGGCCUUUGAGCUGGCCUACGUGGGCUUUGUACGUCUCACCGACAUGCUGCGCAGGAGUGGAAGCAGAACCCUGCAGCAGCUGCCUGGUCGCUGGCUCACGGAGGUCCUACAGGAGGUCAAGUCCAGCGACCCCUCUUCCAAACUGUGUGCCACGCGCCGCAGCGCAGGCAUCCCAUUCUACAUCCAGGCCCUGUUGUCAUCCGAGCCCAAGUCGUCCAGCUGCAGCCUGCUGAAGAUGACCAUGAGAGAGCUGACCGCCCUGGCCAUGCCCUCUCCUGACAGAGCCACUGACCAGACCACUGUCCCUCAGGUUCAUGCGCUCAACAUCCUGAGGGCUCUGUACAGAGACACUCGUCUGGGGGAGAACAUCAUUCCCUUUGUCUCUGAGGGAGUGCAGGCUGCUGUCCUGGGCUUCACCUCCCCCGUCUGGGCUGUGAGGAACUCCUCCACCCUGCUCUUCAGCACUCUGAUCACAAGGAUCUUUGGAGUGAAGAAAGGGAAGGACGAGCACUCCAAAGAGAACAGGAUGACGGGCCGGGAGUUCUUCACUCGUUUCCCGGCGCUCUAUCCCUUCCUCCUGAGCCAGCUGGAGGAGGCUGCAGCGUCGGUGGACAGUGACAGGGGUCAGGUGAUUCUGCACCCCAGCCUGUUCCUGUUGCUGCUGGUGUUGGGGCGUCUCUUCCCCUCGCCCAUGGACGGGUCUUCUUCCCCCCUGGGCCUAGCCCCCUUCAUGCCUUUCAUCAUCAGGUGUGGUCGUUCUGCGGUCUACCGGACCCGUGAGAUGGCCGCCCGGGCCCUGGUCCCGUUCGUCAUGGUAACCCAGGUCCCCUCCACCAUCCAGACUCUACUGGAGGACCUGCCUCUGGAAGCUGGGCCUAGAACCCAGCAGAACCACAUCCAUGGAAUCCUGCUCCAGGUGCUGUUCCUGCUGCGCUCCUACCAGACGGAUACACACAGACCCCAGGCGGCAGGAAGUGACAUCAGCCAAGCCCUGCGCCCACGACUGUGGCUCGCCUCCAGGCAGAACCUGUGUUUAGUGACCCGAGCUGUGUUUGUGGAUGUGCUGGAGGCUGUGUGUGGACCCCUGGCUGCUCCUGUUGGAGACUCCGAGCUAAAGGAGUUGCGUGAGGAAACGCUGGCACUCCUGAUGGCCUCUGAGCUGGUGACCCCUGGAGGCCCCUCUGCUGUGUGUGGCCCCCCCGGCACCACCCAGUAUCUCCUCAGCCUGGCACGCCUGGCACUCAGCGCCAGCGUGGAGAGCCCACUGCUGUGGGGCAUGGAGGAUGGCAACACAUCGCGAGGACCCCUGCUCCUGGGGUGUCUGCUGCAGUGCCCGCACUACGAAGUCCGUGAGCUGGCCCUGGGAGAGGUCCUGAGGAGGCUGGAAAGAGAGAGGGAUGAAGAGAAGGGGGAGGGGCAGAUAAGCUCUCACUGGCCCCAGGAGACCAUCAUCUCAAACCUCACUACCCUGGCCCUGCAUGAGGCCCACCCUCAGUCUCUGGCCAAGGUGCUGCAGGUGCUGUCUGUCCUCAGCGUGAACUCUGACCUGCUGUGGAGGGACGGUCUGCGGAAUCUGACCCAGACAGAGGUCCUGGAGCGGGUUCUCACUCUGGCUGAAGGCUUUGCCCACAGUGUGGAGUUGCACUGUGCUUCCCUGACCCUGGCAUCUAGAUUGGUGGUGCACCUCGUACACAGUGACCCUCAGGGUGUGGCUGCAGUAGCGUGUCUGGGGCGCUGGGGGGCGCUGGUGUCUCAGUCCUGCGGUGUGGAGCAAAAUGCAGAGGUCAAGAUGAUGGCUGCAGAGGUACUGGUCAACGCCACACCCACCUUGUUGACCAGCCCCAACCUACCAUUGGGUGUGUCCCACACAGUGUCUCUGUGGAGAGGUCUGUUCACUCUACUGCAGGACGAGGACCAGGAUGUCCGAGACAGAGCUGCUGACUUCAUCUCCAACCUCCCUACACACCUACUGAACCCAGACUAAGGUUUUAGAAAGUGGGAACGUCGUCGUCCAAAACGCUACAGGCCAAAGAUGCAGACCUGCACAGAGCAGUCAGCCUACUCAAGGACAUAGGGGUCCUGUCCGGACAGGAUUUUGAGAAGGACAAAGUCACUGCAAAAACCCUUGCCGACAAAUGGGGAGCUCAGCGCGCAUUUGAAGACACUCUGAGAAGGAAGGCGAGGCGUCAUUUUGAUGAGCUAUGCGAGGACGAGCGACUGUCUGAUGGGGAAAGUAGUUUUAGAGUCUACGUCUUUAAUGCAAACCUUGACAUCGUUAUCCACCAGCUGUCAAACGGAUUUAAAAGUCAGCGGGCAACGUCGAGUCUGUUUGACUCCAUCCAUCCCACUACCCUGGCCAACGCAGCUGAUGAACUCUACGAGACCGCCAGCCGGCUGGCUGAACAUUACAGCAUUACAGAUAUAUCUAACCUGGCCAUUUACUCUCUUUCAGGGCCUAUUGUAAGGAGGAAAUAGCAAAGCACACUACAGUUAGAGACCUGGCCAAGAUGCUCAUUGUGGAUUACAAUUCAGUCACUGCUACAUUUGGGAAAGUAGUUACAGGCAGUCAUAAAGGAGCAUCGCUGUAACGGUAGCCAGUGCCGAGCGCUCCUUUUCAAAACGGACAACAAUGAAAUCAUACCUGAGCAGCAGCAUGGGACAGGAGAGAGUGCGUGGGUUUUACAUUCUGUCCAUUGAAAACACCAGGGCCAUAGAUUUGAAUGCCAUAAUCAACGACUUCGCAGAGCGCAAGGCCCGUCGAAUGCCAAUCAAAUGAGUGAGUAUAGCUUAUAUUAUUACAGGGCAGGCUACCCAGACAGCCUAUAUAAAUCGAGCUUUAUUGAGAUUCAUUUACAUUGCUUGUCAAUCUGACUGCUCGAUCUGUCUUUGGAAACCAGGUUGUGGUGCACAGCCGCUGAGCCAUUUCAUUGUCAUCCUAGUCUAUGUUUAACUAGGCUAUAGUAAUAAUAGUAAGUGCAUACGCAUCAUAUACUGUUUAAAGGCAUGCUGCCAUUUAUGCAAUCAUUUUGAAUGCUCCACUUCAUUGUUUUGCUGGUGUUUUUGCUAUAGGACUCUGCAGGAGGUAGAUCAUUUGAGAUACCCUUAUGUCAGUUUUGCCACCGUGCAUAACCUCAGCGAGCAUGUACUAGGUAAUUAGCUAUGUUUCGGUGUUUCUGUCGAGGUGGAUCUAUAUAUUUGUUUUAUAAUAUAGGCUAUUGCCUAUUAUUAGCAGAUAAAAUAGGGUGUUUUUUGACCGCUUUGUGCUUUCCGUGGUGCUGAUCGACUUAUAUGGGUUAAUUUCUGACAGCGUCCAUGGUGCUGAAUGUAUUGGCUAUAUUGCGGCUUCUCUGGUAACUGCUUCAAAUGUGCCCUUAGAUUAGGUUCAACUCUGCUGUUACAAUGCUUACUAAUAUUACCAGACAGCCUUACCAGCUAAAUUAGUUACAUUUUAAAGGGAAAUAUGGGGAUGGGGGCCCAUAAUUUGUUUGGGCACCUGGGCCCAUCAUGAUUAAGCUAUGCUACUGCACUGGGUCAUUGUA